Molecule: messenger RNA, 4123 nt
Organism: Beta vulgaris subsp. vulgaris (sugar beet)
Lineage: Eukaryota; Viridiplantae; Streptophyta; Magnoliopsida; Caryophyllales; Amaranthaceae
Product: DExH-box ATP-dependent RNA helicase DExH6
Exons: 14
Coding region: 221-3733 (1170 amino acids)
Cellular component (GO): intracellular anatomical structure
Molecular function (GO): RNA binding; ATP binding
Source: RefSeq, a predicted model, not a curated record
GAGGGCGUGUGAAGCGUGACAACUCGAAGGAGCAAAAAGGGGGAAAAUAAAAUUAGGGUUUACAUUACAACAACCUAAAUACUUGUUUCUGAAAUCCCAGCCUGCACAACCACAACCGCCAUAACCGCCACCUUUCCUGCUCUCAAGUCUCAACCCACAACCUAAUUUAUCUCUCUUUCAUUCUGCGAUUAAUUCACACCAAAACACAAAGAAAAUAAAAAUGACGAAAUCAUCACAAUUCAUCAAAAAGAAGAAAGGUGCUAAAGCUCCUGUACAUACUGGCAAUGCCAACGAAUCUUCCCGCAUUCGUGUUGUUCAACUUCUUGAAAACUUUCGUGAUUCGAUUGAUCGAGCUUAUACUUUUGACUCUAGCAUGAGCAGCUUUGAACGUGCUAUGGUUCAUCAGAAUUGCCGAAAAAUGGGUAUGGUUUCAAGAAGUUCUGGGGUAGGCAAUAAACGGAGUGUUACAGUGUACAAGGACAAGAAAAAGAAAAAGUUGGAUCGCUUGGAACGAAAAGAUAGUGCGAUAACAUUUUCAGAAGAAGCUAAAAGAGUCCUUUUCGACUUAUUCACUCAUUAUCCACCUGGUGAAGAUGAACUUAGAAAACAAAAACUUAAUGAGCCCAGUGAUAGUACACCUAAGUCACGGAGCAGACGUGAUACAAUAUUUCAUAGGCCUAUAAUGGACAAAGCCGAAAUAGCAAAGAAGGUGGAUAUGCUCACAAGCAGAAUAAGGAACUUACCAAAAUUGAAAAAGAUAUCUGAGGACAAGGCUAAGCUUCCUAUUGCAGCUUUCCAGGAUGUUAUUACAUCAACAAUCGCAACUCACCAGGUGGUGCUCAUAUCUGGUGAGACUGGUUGCGGGAAAACUACACAGGUUCCCCAAUUUCUUUUAGAUUACAUGUGGAGUAGCGGUAAGGCCUGCAAAAUAAUCUGUACACAACCACGGCGUAUUUCAGCUAUGUCAGUUGCUGAAAGAAUUUCUCAUGAAAGAGGAGAAGAAAUUGGAGAAACUGUUGGAUACAAGAUACGACUGGAUACUAAAGGUGACAGACAAUCAUCUAUCUUGUUUUGCACAAACGGAGUCAUGUUGAGGGUGCUCGUUUCUAAGGGGUCUAGUGGAAAAUCAGGAGCAAUAAAUCUGCAGGAGUUCUCCCACAUCAUAGUGGAUGAGAUUCAUGAAAGAGAUCGAUAUUCGGAUUUCAUGCUUACAAUUCUCAGAGACUUGCUUCCAAUUUAUCCACAUUUUCGUUUGGUGUUAAUGAGUGCUACACUUGAUGCUGAAAGAUUUUCUCAGUAUUUUGGUGGCUGCCCUAUCAUCCGUGUGCCUGGAUUCACUCAUCCUGUCAAAACUUUUUACUUGGAGGAAGUUGUGUCCAUAGUAAGAGAACCGGGAAAGAACUAUCUUAAUUGUACUUCAUUUAGCUGCGACACUGAAGAUUGCAGCUUGAGUGAGGAGACUCGCACAGCAUUAGAUGAGGCAAUUGAGAUGGCAAACUCAAAUAAAGAAUUUGAUCCUCUUCUAGAAUCAAUAUGUUCAAACGGAACGUCCAAUUUUCUGAAUUAUCAGCAUUCUUUAACUGGAGUGACUCCGUUAAUGGUUUUUGCGGCUAAUGGGAGAGUAGGUGAUAUCUCUACACUUCUUUGUUUAGGUGCAGACUGCCAUGUGCAGGCCCUUGAUGGAAGCACUGCAUUAGACUGGGCCAAGCGCAAAGAUCAGCCUGAAGCUGAAGAAAUUAUAGUGAAACACAUGGUAGAUAGCUCUUCGAGCUCAAUCAAAGCGCACAAGUUGGUUGAGAAAUAUAUGUCAAGCCUUAACCCUGAGCUCAUUGAUUUUGUUCUAAUAGAGCAGUUGCUGAGGAAGAUAUGUAUGGAGUCAGAAAGUGGAGCAAUCCUUGUUUUUCUUCCAGGAUGGGAAGAUAUUAACAAGACCCGAGAGCGCUUGUCUGCUAAUCCGUUUUACAAAGAUUCUUCAAAGUUCCUAAUCUUAUCUCUUCACUCUAUGGUUCCUGGAGCUGAGCAAAAUAAAGUCUUUAAACGGCCACCUCCAGGUUGCCGAAAAAUCAUCCUCUCUACUAAUAUAGCUGAGAGUGCCAUUACUAUUGACGAUGUUGUCUACGUCAUUGAUAGUGGUCGAAUGAAGGAGAAAAAUUAUGAUCCGUACAGUAAUGUGUCUACCUUACAUUCCUCAUGGACUUCCCAGGCAAGUGCAAAACAGCGAGAAGGACGUGCGGGCCGCUGCCAGCCUGGAGUCUGUUAUCAUCUUUAUUCAAAAAUACGAUUUGCAUCACUUCCAGAGUUCCAAGUACCUGAAAUAAAGAGAAUGCCGAUUGAGGAGUUAUGUUUGCAGGUCAAGAUGCUUGAUCCUAAUUGCAAAAUAGAGGAAUUUUUGAAGAAAACACUAGAUCCUCCAAUAGCUCAGACUAUAGAAAAUGCUCUCUCUGUUCUCCAAGAUAUUGGUGCAUUGUCACAUGAUGAGCGAUUGACAGAAUUAGGAAAAAAACUGGGUUCUCUGCCUGUGCACCCGUUAAUCGGUAAUAUGCUAUUCUUUGCUACAUUGUUAAACUGUCUGGAUCCGGCAUUGACGCUUGCAUGUGCGGCUGAUUAUAGAGAACCCUUCAUUUUACCCAUGUUACCUAAUGAAAAGAAACUAGCGGAUGCAGCAAAAGCUGAGCUUGCAUCAUUAUAUGGAGGACAUAGUGAUCAACUGGCAAUUGUUGCUGCAUUUGACUGCUGGAGGAGUGCAAAGGACAAGGGUCAAGAAUUUCGAUUUUGUUCUGAAUAUUUUAUCUCCUCGAGCAUCAUGCGUAUGCUGUCAGGUAUGCGUAAACAACUUGAAAAUGAGCUGAUCAGGACUGGGUGUAUACCAGAUGAUAUUUCAAGCUGUAGUAUGAAUGCAAGGGAGCCGGGUAUAAUCCGCGCAGUGAUUGUGGCUGGCUUGUAUCCAAUGGUGGGAAGAUUGUGUCCGCCUCUCAAGAGAGAAAAAAAGUUUAUUGUGGAGAUGGCCAGUGGUGAAAAAGUUCAUUUGCAUCCUUACUCAAUCAACUCAAAGUUAUCUAUUAAAGAGUCUGAUGAUCGCCCUCUACUCGUAUAUGAUGAGGUAACUCGAGGGGAUAUGGGUAUGCACACAAGAAACUGCACGAUCAUCGGUCCACUUCCUUUAUUAUUACUUGCAAAUGAAAUUUAUGUGGCGCCUGCAGCUGGAAGGGACGAUACUGGUGAUGAUGAUGGUAGUGGAAGUGAUCCUGCUGGUAAUGAAGGUGAAUUGGAAGGCCUUGAUAAGAAGAAUAAACAGGGAGAAAUGGUGAUGUCAUCCCCAGAUAAUGAUGUUACAGUAAUAGUUGAUCGAUGGCUCUCCUUCAGAUCAACAGCUCUUGAAGUUGCACAGAUUUACUGCUUGAGAGAGAGGUUAUCUGCCGCCAUCCUUUUCAAAAUAACAACUCCAAAAAAGGUUCUUCCUCCAGUUCUUGGGACAUCCGUUUAUGCAAUUGCUUGCCUUCUUGCAUAUGAUGGAAUGAUGGGAAUUUCAUUAUUUAAAAAAUCUGUGGACACUUUGACUUCUAUGGUGAAUAAUACUGAAAUUGGUAACUCGUCUGCUGUGAAGGAGGAGAGUAAGAAUAGCUUCCUCAUUUCUUUAAUCAACCAUAGUGUCCAUAGUAAUCUAAGUUCCUCCCAUGAGACCUCAAUGCAGCAUGCGAAUAGGAAGCGAAGGCGUGGUGGUUCGGCAAAAUGAUCCUUUUAAAUCUGGCUAAGUGUAUAAUGGUAGGAGAGUAAUGUUUGUCUGCUAUACUCCCAACUACUUGAAGUGGGUUUUAGAGUCCAUAUCAUUAUUUCCCUAUUUUCGGAGUACUCGUGCUGCAUUUGUUGAGCACUUGAAUGGCAGGCAUAUUGAUUCCCCAUCUUGAUGUACGGAACUAACCAAGCACUGCUCAUUACUUGUAUAUAGUUCCUAAUGUUUGUACUAUAGUCACCAAAAUUAAUCUUGCUGAUUCUGGUUUGGGUCAAAUAUUAGCUUCCUCCAAAAUCAACACGAAGAGUUUUUGAAGCUCUCUUUGUGCCUCAGCAAGUUGGUAUCUGACUAGCUGUGAUUUAUGUUGUUAUUACCGACUUUAUGUAGUUUGAA